Messenger RNA from Ostreococcus tauri, 789 nucleotides. RefSeq names its product Basic-leucine zipper domain. Gene Ontology annotation, molecular function: DNA-binding transcription factor activity. The record is from RefSeq and is a predicted model, not a curated record. Gene Ontology annotation, biological process: regulation of DNA-templated transcription. The coding region runs from base 1 to 789 and encodes 262 amino acids. NCBI's taxonomy places the organism in Eukaryota, Viridiplantae, Chlorophyta, Mamiellophyceae, Mamiellales, Bathycoccaceae. The transcript has a single exon.
AUGGACGCAGCGACGACGACGCGACGCGAGCGCGCGCUCUCGGACGCGUGCUUGGACCAGAGCGCGGCGUGGGCGCUGGGGGUGCGCCGCGUGGUGGGCGAUGGGGGCGGGGAGGGCGCGACGAUGGAGACGACGACGCGAGCGAUCGCGCGCGUGGUGAUCGACGCGAGCGCGUCGCGGGCGCGGACGAGUCACACCGGGUUUUCGACCACGAUGCGCGCGCGGGAGAAAUCGCUGAGCGAGGUGGAUGCGGAUGGGUGGAUUUUGAACUCGGUCGAGGAGGAACCGACGGGGUCCGAGACGAGCGGGCGCGCGGAACGCGAGCCGUCGACGGAGGAAGAGAAGAGAGAGCGCAGGAUGCAAGCGAAUCGUUUGUCGGCGGCGAAAUCGAGGAUGAAGAAGAUGCGAAGGGUGGUGGAACUCGAGCAUGCGUGCGAUAUAAAGGCUGCGAACGUGAACGCCCUGAGAACGGCGGUGGAGACGCUAAAGACGCAGCUCGCCGAGUUAAAAGCGCGAAACGCCGAGCUGAGAUUGAUGGAUUCGGCGAGCUCGAUGAUUUCAGAGGGGGUUGGAAUGCGAUCGAGCGCAUCGAUGGAUCUUCUCACAGCGAUAAGCGACGUGCCGACGCCGUCGGCGGAGAUGCGCAUCGACGAGAAGGAUUUCGCCGACGUGGACUCACCGAUGGUGACGAGUAGACUAGAGCGCACGGAGUCGAUCGAGCGCGUGUUCAACAGCGAGGAAUUCUUCUCGAGCCCGCCUCCGAAGAGCAGCUCUUCGAUACAUCCGUGA